UUAUGACAGAGAUCGAAGACAUCACCGACCUCAUCGGAAAAUUUGGAAAAUGGCAGAAAAUGUUAUUUGCUUUUCUUUCGUACGUAACGGCGCUAUUGGCUUUCAACAAUCUCAAUUUGCCAUUUAUUAUACCAAAAAUAGACCAUUGGUGUGCCAGUCCCUACGAAUAUAGUAAUGUAUCUACCGAAAUGUGGAAGAAUCAGUCGAUACCAUUCGAAAUCGUAGAAGGAGAAUUAAUAUUUAGAAAAUGCGAAAUGUAUGAAAAACAUUUGGGGAGAAAUGCUACUUGGAACCAAUCCAUUAUUCCCUGUUCUACUUGGGAAUUCGAUCAUUCAAAAUAUGGAGAUACCAUUACUGAAAAGUGGAAUUUAGUUUGUAAUUAUUCCUGGUUGGAAUCGUUUGUCGGAUCCGUUCAUUUUUUCGGUUAUUUCAUAACUGCAUUUGUCAUUGGCCACAUAUCAGACAGAUUUGGAAGACGACCGGCGAUACUUUUAUGUAUUCUCAUUCACUCAAUAUUUGGAAUUGCUUCUAUUAUUUCUCCAUAUUAUUGGGCAUUUGCAUUGUUUCGAUUUCUUUUGUCCAUAGGGAGUUCGGGAUGCUCUAUUACCAGUUUCGUAAUUGCAACAGAAGCACUUGGACCUGAAUAUCGAGAACGUGCAGGGUUAUUUCUUCAGUUAGGAUGGAGUAUCGGGCACGUCGUUAUUCCUGGCAUUGCGUGGUUACUUAGAGAUUGGCAUUAUCUACAACUUGCGUGUACACUUCCUUACUUACCACUACUAUUCUUUUGGAGAAUUUUUCCGGAAUCUCCGAGAUGGUUGUUGACCCGUGGUAAAAUAUCAGUUGUAGAAAGUUUAGUGAAAAAAAUAACAGAGAUCAAUGGUAUUGACAUAGAUUCUUUAGAUGUUCAUAUUAAUAGAUUAGCAAAUAAAAAACAGAAGGAGGAAGAGAAAGUGAUGCGAAAUUAUACAUUUUUUGAUCUAUUUCGAAAGACUGAUUUAAGAAAAUUAACUGUCAUACAAUAUUUUAUUUGGAUCGUCUCACUAUUUACAUUUUAUGGAUUUAUAUUGAAUACUGGCAAUUUGGGAACAAAUGUCUAUCUGUUACAAUUCCUGUUCGGAUUAAUGGAGUUUGUCGCAUUAUUUUUACUACAAAUUUUUUCGACUCGUGCCGGAAGAAAGACAUUUUUGAUAGUUAUUUUCUCACUUACUGGAGUUCUAUCGCUGCUAACCACGGCCGUUCCAAAUGAUUUGAGUUGGCUAAAAGCAGCUUUGAUAGUUACAGCUAAAUUAUUUAAUACGACAAUUAUCGUAGUAAUGUAUAUAUUUACUUCUGAGUUAUAUCCGACUGUCGUUCGAAACGUCGGAAUUGGUUCUUGCAGUAUGGUAGGAGGAAUCGGAGCCAUUUUAGCACCUUUCUUGAACCAGGCUAAUUCAAAAGGCCAAUGGAUAAUACCUUUUGUGAUAUUGGGUAUACUGAACAUUGUUUGUGUUCCAAUAAUUUUAUGCUUACCCGAAACAAAAAAUAAAGUUUUGAAAGAUUUUCCAACGAGUUAUAAAUCCAAGAAAAAUAUUGAAAUGAAAAAUGAAACCUUGAAUGUUAUUUUGUCUAAAAACGAUGUCCUGAAAGCAAUUCCAUCGAAUGAUGAACGUCUAGAAGACAUUUUAACGAAAGUGGAAUGAAGAGAAUUACUUUAGAAAAUGUUCUUUAAUAAGUUUAUUGUAUAAAAAUCGAAAUUAAAAUUACAUAAAAUAUUUUAUUUUUAAUAUAAAAAUUAUUAUAUAGUUAAUAUACGUAUACUGUAUAUAUAUGUGCGUGUGUUAUGUGUAUAUGUGUAUAAGUACUAUUUAUCUUUAUGUUAACAAAUUUCUAUAAGAUAGGAUUUUUUUAAUGAAAAAGUUAAAUAUUUAAGUUAUAUUUUACUAUAACUUAAUUUUAAGACUUAUUUUUUAAAAUAAACAUUUGUUUUAGGAGUUUAAAAUUCGAUUACUGUUUCUAACUUGUAAAGUUUUCUGUUAAUUAACGGAACUUAAAAUAUAUGCUAUUAAUGAAAAAAUAUAUGAUUUAGAGUGUAUCCUCUUUUAUACAAUAUGCGUUGAUGAUUGUUUUCUUUUAUAUGACAAUAAUAA
This is a messenger RNA of Centruroides sculpturatus (bark scorpion), 2126 nucleotides long. Its product is annotated as organic cation transporter protein-like. Bases 3 to 1679 code for a protein of 558 amino acids. Gene Ontology annotation, molecular function: transmembrane transporter activity. Gene Ontology annotation, cellular component: membrane. NCBI's taxonomy places the organism in Eukaryota, Metazoa, Arthropoda, Arachnida, Scorpiones, Buthidae. The record is from RefSeq and is a predicted model, not a curated record. The transcript has 9 exons. Gene Ontology annotation, biological process: transmembrane transport.